AUGAUGGGGAUGAUGGGGAUGAUGGGGAUGAUGGGGAUGAUGGGUGAUGGGGAUGAUGGGAUGAUGAUGGGGAUGAUGGGGAUGACGGGGGAUGAUGGGGAUGAUGGGGGUGAUGGGGAUGAUGGGGAUGAUGGAGAUGAUGAGGGUGAUGGGGAUGAUGGGGGUGAUGGGGAUGAUGGGGAUGAUGGGGAUGAUGGGGGUGAUGGGGAUGAUGGGGAUGAUGGGGAUGAUGGGGAUGAUGGGGUGGGGAUGAUGGGGGUGAUGGGGAUGAUGGGGAUGAUGGGGAUGAUGGAGAUGAUGGGGGAUGAUGGGGAUGAUGGGGAUGAUGGGAUGAUGGGGAUGAUGGGGAUGAUGGGGAUGAUGGGGAUGAUGGGGAUGAUGGGGGAUGAUGGGGAUGAUGAUGGAUGA
Danaus chrysippus (African queen) is the source of this 408-nucleotide messenger RNA. Lineage: Eukaryota; Metazoa; Arthropoda; Insecta; Lepidoptera; Nymphalidae. The record is from the annotation of a GenBank genome assembly.